Molecule: messenger RNA, 706 nt
Organism: Aplysia californica (California sea hare)
Lineage: Eukaryota; Metazoa; Mollusca; Gastropoda; Aplysiida; Aplysiidae
Source: RefSeq, a predicted model, not a curated record
UCUCUCUCUCUGUCUGUCUUUCUCCCCCUUUCUCUCCCCCCACCCCGUGUCUCUAGGACCCUCUCCCCUUGUUCCCUCGUUUACACUCUGUGGAUCUACUCCAAUCUCGGGUCCCACAAUGAACAAGGGUUUUGGUUUCAAGAGAAAUCGAUCCCAUGACGCUUGGAACCAACUCCAGCCUUCUCCCACCAUGAGGAGGAAGUCCCUACCACGUGACGUAGAGUACGGCACUUUCCGGCCCACCUACAAGUCUGAGUUCCCCCUCAACGACUCUCUACUGCAGGGCAUAGGACAGGACACCCUGAGUUUUAGUCCCAGCCUCCGCCGCCUCACACCCACCUCCUAUGAGGCUGUCCGCGCCACCACCAGCCCAGGCAAGAAGGGAACCCGAGCCCCAUACAGACAUCGCGACCUCCGGCGCAAGUUCGAGUUCAUUCUACACUCGGAGAUCCAGAAGUCGGUGCACACUACCCCACUAGAGGAGAUAUCGGACAUAGACAGAACGGACGAGAGCUGAACAAGCUUUAGGCAUGUCAAAGUUUUUGAUAGUCUCUCAUGGAGAGCAAAAGUCUGCGAGGGUCCAACCUGUCUGAAACAGAAAUGUCCGAGAUGUUGGGUGAAAGCAGCAAUUCCGAUGCGCGUAACAAGCUCAAACCGAUGGAUGCUCUCAACUGUAGCUGGUUACGACUAAGCAAGGUAGAUGCUG